AUGCUGUGUUAGCCAGACCUCAGACAAUUCGCUGACUGUGACCGUGUGAGUUACAGUGUCUCUGUCCAACAAGCUCUCGAUCAAGGACGUCCAGCUCAAGGGCAAGAAAGUGCUCAUCCGGUACGUGCGGCCUGCUCGCUUGAGCUGGUGCCCGCCCUCCUCCCCACCACCGUCCACGGGCUCACAAGGCUGAGUGAAAUGUCACGCCAUCCACAGAGUCGACUUUAACGUCCCUUUCGAUGGACCCAAGAUCACCAACAACCAGGUCAGUGGGUGCGGCAGCAUGUCGUGUCUCUUCUUGUCGGUGGCUCUCUGCGGCGUCAAGUCUCCGAAAUCGAUGCCCAGCCCACGACGACGGUGGAGGGCAUCGAUGAACGGCGCAUGAAUACCCAUUGCGCAUGGAUACCCACUGCGCAUGUCGAGACGCACUUGAGACUGCGGUGUGAUGCUACGACGCUACCAGCCCUUUAUGAUGCUGGACCGAAUCAAAAGAGAUCGCUAUUGCAUCAUUGCGUACGAGCUAGGCGCCCCGUUGUUGGCACUGGAGCUGACCCAACCAAUACGUGCCCCUAAACCUGCACUCCUCAUCUGGUGACCCUGCACCCUCUCUCACUCCAAUCCCGUGCCAUGCAUGGUCCCAUUUCGAGCCCACAGCGCAUCGUCGCUGCCAUCCCCACGAUCAAGCACGCCCUCGACCAAGGUGCCUUGGCCGUCGUGCUCAUGUCCCACCUCGGUCGACCGGACGGCCACGUCGUACAGAAGUACUCGCUCAAGCCCGUCGCCAAGGAGCUCGAGUCGCUCUUGUCCAAGUCCGUCACCUUCCUUCCCGACUGCGUUGGUGAGGAGACCGAAAAGGCCGUUGCCGACGCCAAGGACGGCGAGAUCAUCUUGCUCGAGAACCUGCGCUACCACGCCGAGGAAGAAGGCUCGUCCAAGGACAAGGACGGCAAAAAGACCAAAGCUGACCCCGAGGCCGUCAAGAAGUUCCGAGCGAGCCUGACCAAGCUCGGUGACGUCUACGUCAACGACGCCUUCGGUACCGCCCACCGAGCGCACUCCUCCAUGGUCGGCGUCGACUUGCCCCAAAAGGCCGCCGGUUUGCUCAUGACCAAGGAACUCGAGUACUUUGCCAAGGUCCUCGAGGAGCCGCAACGCCCCUUCUUGGCCAUCCUUGGUGGUGCUAAGGUCUCUGACAAGAUCCAGCUGAUCGAGAACCUCCUCGACAAGGUCAGUCCGCAUACAUCUAAGGCCCAUCCCAGGAUUUAAACUGACCGACAGGGGAUUGGACUCGAUGCAGGUCAACUCGUUGAUCGUCUGCGGUGGUAUGGCCUUCACCUUCAAGAAGACGCUCGAGAAGGUCGAGAUCGGUACCUCCCUGUUCGACAAGGACGGUGCCGAGAAGGUUGCCGAGUUGGUCGAGAAGGCCAAGGCCAAGAACGUCGAGCUCGUCUUCCCCGUCGACUACAUCACCGCCGACAAGUUCGCCAAGGACGCCCAAGUCGGCACCGCGACCGACAAGGAGGGUAUUCCCGAGGGAUGGAUGGGUCUCGAUGCCGGAGAGGAGUCGCGCAAGUUGUUCGCUGAGGCCAUCAAGAAAGCCAAGACGAUCCUGUGGAACGGCCCCGCCGGUGUCUUUGAAUUUGACAACUUUGCCAAGGGCUCCAAGGCGACGUUGGAUGCCUGCAUUGAGGCCAAGGAGAAUGGCGCUACUGUCAUCGUUGGAGGUGCGUUACGGCGUCUACACUACUUUGAGGAUCACACAGCUGAUGCGAUUGCUUGCUUUCGCCUCUGCAGGUGGUGACACGGCCACCGUUUGCGCCAAGUAUGGCGCCGAGGAGAAGCUCUCGCACGUCUCGACAGGUGGUGGAGCCUCGCUCGAGCUCCUCGAGGGCAAGGUGAGUGUCUUUGAGAAGUGUCACAGUCUGCGACAUAUACAUGAGCUGACCGUGCCGCCUUUCAACUCUCACAGGAAUUGCCCGGUGUAAAGGCCCUUUCCGAGAAAUGA
Molecule: messenger RNA, 2005 nt
Organism: Microbotryum saponariae
Lineage: Eukaryota; Fungi; Basidiomycota; Microbotryomycetes; Microbotryales; Microbotryaceae
Source: the annotation of a GenBank genome assembly